Lasiosphaeria miniovina is the source of this 3024-nucleotide messenger RNA. RefSeq lists its product as uncharacterized. The transcript is spliced from 3 exons. Lineage: Eukaryota; Fungi; Ascomycota; Sordariomycetes; Sordariales; Lasiosphaeriaceae. Gene Ontology annotation, molecular function: protein binding. The record is from RefSeq and is a predicted model, not a curated record. The coding region runs from base 1 to 3024 and encodes 1007 amino acids.
AUGGCAUACAACGGCCCGUACGAAGGCGGAGGGCGCGGUGGACGUCCUUAUCCACCUGGGCAGGGCCCUCAAAGACCCCCCCCGCAGCGUCAAUACCCUCCCGCGCCCGGUGAGCCUCAACAAUUCAACGCGCCGCCGCCGCAACAGCAGCAGCAGCAACAAUACGACCAAGAUCAGUAUCAGGACGGCUAUGGCUAUGCCCUAGAAGGUUAUGGAAAUGGCUACGGCCAGGGCCCUUCGAGGCAAUACGACAACAACACGAACUACCCCCCAAGGGGAGCGCCUCCGAAUCCAGACUACCCAGAGUACUACGACCCUGGCCCGAUGCCUCCGAACGGCCCCGGACCUGGACCUGCGCGGGGAGGGAGGCUACCGAUGCUCGGAGGAAGGGGAGGUCUUAUGAGAUCUCCCCCUGUCGAGGGCGGCUGGGGAGGUCUAUACUCUCCUCGGGGCGGCGGAUAUCCUCCUGGGCCUCCGCGCGGCUAUCCUCCCCAAGGUCGAGGUGGCCGGCCAGGCCCUAUGGAACGGUCUGCAGGCUCCGAUCCAGUUGCAAAUCGAAGGCCCCCGAUGAAUGGUCCUGGUCCUGGCCCCAUGCCCCAAAGUGAACCCGGAUUUGGCGGCGGUUCUUUUCCCACGUUUCCCGGCACGCAGCGGAGGACAGAUCUAGCUCAGGAGCAGGACAUCGUGGCCCAGAUGGGCAAUAUGGACAUAUCCGGCCAGAGACCUGGCCCCAGGGGUGGACCAAACGGCCCCGAGCCACAGCGAGGGCCCAUGCGCCCUCCUGGGAAUGGUUAUGGAGGACCUCGGCCUGGGCCUGGACCUGGACCUAUUGGCCCCCCGCGAGGACCGCCACAGCCUUACUCUCCUCAGGAUUAUCCAGACCAGCGACGCGGUCCUCCACCGGGCCCAGGAUACGGGCCGCCGAUGGGUGGCUAUCAAGAUGACGGCUUCGGCCCGCCAGGGCGCAGUAUGACGAUGCCCGCGAGAGAUGCAGGGGAAAUGGGCAACCCAGGAUUUCCCCCGCGACGCGAUAGCGCCCCAUACAGCGGUCCCAUUGGCCGGGGGAUGCCGCCGCGCCCGAAUACUGCCCAAGCCAUGCGCUCUCCGCCGAGAGCAUAUCCACCUAACAACGGCCCCCCACCACAGGAGCCGUAUAGAGAGCCAGGAUAUGGGCCAGCGCCUGACUCGGGAUACGCAACCCAGCAACGGCCUGCUUCGUUCGAUGAUUUCUACGACUACUACGAUGCUCGGGACAGCGUCGAGUACCCUCCACAGAAUCCACCCCCAGCUCAGUUGGCCGAGCCCCCGAGCUUUAAUGGCAUACCUCCUCAGAGGCCGGGAAACUCGAUGGACCCUCAAAUGCCGCAGCCUGGCUUUCAGGAACAGGCUCAGCGUGGACCUGGCAGAGUACCCGAGCUAAGCAAGACAAAAUCUCAGCCAGACUUGCGCAAUUCGCAGACGGUAAUCUUCGAGAUGGCCGGCGAUAUCCCCCCGCUACCGACUCCAAACCAGUUUUCUCAACAGCCCAACCCCCCCGGGCCCAUGCCCAACGGCCAACAGGGCUUCCAGCGGCAGCCACCGCAGGGGCAAAUCGGACCACUACCCGGGCCCGGCCUACCUUCCAAUCCAAACUCAUAUAAAAGCCCCGCGCCACUUGCAACACCUCCAGCCCCCUCCAACCCCGACGCUCUGCCGUCACACCCCACACCAGUCCGCCCAGGCCUCAUGCCGGGUUCCAUCGUCAACCUCUCCGACCGGCCCCCUCCCGUGAGGAACUAUAGUGGUGGUAUGACGGGCGGCCCAGCCCCGCCCGUAGGGGUUAAUAUGUCUGGGCCCCCGCCUCCUCAGGCAGCCCAAAGCCCAGCGCCUACGAAGCCGGUCGAAGCCCCGGUCACAGUCGAAGAGCUGGAGCACCUGCGCGGUGUUAUCAAGCAAGAUCCCAACGAUCAAGUCUCGGCGCUUCGUCUUGCAAAGAGACUUAUCGAGGCAUCUGACGUUCUAGUGCCCAAUGUUCCGGACCCCAAGGCGCGUGCGCGGUCCCGCGAACGGUACAUAAUUGAUGCGCACAAGAUUCUCCGGAAGCUCGAGAAGGCCAGCAACCCGGAUGCCAUGUUUUUCAUGGCUGACUGCAUGGGCCGCGGCAUGUUCAACUCGGAGCCGGAUAAUGCGCAUGCAUUCUCACUCUACCAGUCAGCUGCAAAGCUGGGGCACGCAGCGGCUGCCUACCGCACUGCAGUGUGCUGCGAGAUCGGCAACGACGAUGGCGGCGGCACACGUAAAGAUCCGCUAAAGGCGAUCCAGUGGUACAAGCGGGCCGCAACCCUCGGCGACACUCCUGCCAUGUACAAGGUCGGCAUGAUUCUGCUCAAGGGCCAUUUGGGCCAGCCGAAAAAUCCGCGUGAGGCCGUUGGCUGGCUGAAACGCGCCGCGGACCGAGCCGACAGCGAGAACCCACACGCGCUCCACGAGCUCGCCCUUCUAUACGAGAGUGCGCAGCCGAACGACGUGAUCCUGCGCGACGAGCCCUACGCGCUUGAGCUUUUCAAGAAAGCCGGCGACCUCGGCUACAAAUUCAGUCAGUUCCGCCUCGGCUGUGCGUACGAGUACGGCUUGAUGGGCUGUCCUAUCGACCCACGGCUGUCCAUAAUGUGGUACAGCCGCGCGGCGACACAGGAAGAGCACCAGAGCGAGCUGGCCUUGUCUGGCUGGUACCUGACUGGCAGUGACGGCGUGCUCGCGCAAAACGACACCGAGGCGUACCUGUGGGCAAGGAAAGCGGCCACGGCAGGGUUGGCCAAAGCGGAAUAUGCGAUGGGCUACUUCACCGAAGUUGGCAUUGGCGUACCGGCGAACCUGGAGGACGCAAAGAGGUGGUAUUGGCGCGCUGCUUCCAAGGACUUUCCUAGGGCCCGCGAGCGCCUUGAAGACCUCAAGCGCUCCGGCAAGAACGGUCCGCGCGCGCGAGAGCGCAUUUCCCGCAGCAAAAUCGACAAGCAGCAGGAGGGCGAGUGCUCUAUAAUGUGA